GGGCAAUGUCUUCUUCCAUUGAAUGGACAAUUAUUCAAGCUAUUCAUUGGCGAAACGAGUAGAACGCAGCUUGCAUCACAUUUCCGGAGUGUAAAUCACCAGCUGCAGUAAGACUAUGGCGAAAAACAGCAAGGCAUUAUAGGCUUAGCUCAGGAAGACAGGAGGGCUCAUUGCAGCCCAAUGAGAGUGGCAAUGGAAGGGAACGGGAAUAACGAUGCCUUGAGCAGCUCCUUCCUCCAAGAUGCCCAGUACAUUGUCCACGAAUCCGAAGUUUAUGGGAUGAAUAUUGCCAAGGAUGCAAGAGAAUGUGUCCAAGAAUGUGUGUCCGAGUUCAUCAGCUUCAUCACGAGUGAGGCCAGUGAUCGGUGCCACCAAGAGAAAAGAAAGACCAUCAAUGGAGAGGACAUCCUCUUUGCCAUGUCAACUCUGGGCUUUGACAAUUAUGUUGAACCCUUGAAACUCUACCUCCAGAAGUACAGGGAAGCCAUGAAGGGAGAAAAGGCACUUGGCAUGCCUGAUGGUUAUGAUGACAUGUCAGAAGAGGCUUCUGGCUUCUCUCCUCAUAUUCUGACCACUAACGAUGGCCAAACCCAGGUGGUCUACUAUCAGCAAUACCAGCUAAGUUGAAGACUCCCAUGAAGACUUUGUUUUGGUAUUGGAAUGUUUGCAGAACUUUGGUGAAAGGAUACAUGGUUAGUGUGAAUGACACAGUGUGAAGGCAGAUGCAUUUUAGACUUGUUUUUCACAUGUCUUUGUGAAGUCACUUGAGUACAAAUGAACAGCUGGAAGGCAAUACUAUUCAUUUCAAUCAGAACAAUAAUUCAAAAUUCAUUCCCAUCUUCAAGGAACACUGAC
Messenger RNA from Darwinula stevensoni, 855 nucleotides. Lineage: Eukaryota; Metazoa; Arthropoda; Ostracoda; Podocopida; Darwinulidae. The record is from the annotation of a GenBank genome assembly.